Messenger RNA from Pleurotus ostreatus (oyster mushroom), 1485 nucleotides. RefSeq lists its product as uncharacterized. The coding region runs from base 1 to 1485 and encodes 494 amino acids. NCBI's taxonomy places the organism in Eukaryota, Fungi, Basidiomycota, Agaricomycetes, Agaricales, Pleurotaceae. The record is from RefSeq and is a predicted model, not a curated record. The transcript has 12 exons. Gene Ontology annotation, molecular function: iron ion binding; monooxygenase activity; heme binding.
AUGAUAUUUGCCCUUUUGGCUGGUAUCGCUAUAUCAUUCAUCAUCUAUCGCCUGGUCUACGAUGGCGCGCCCCAAGGUAUCCCUCGCGUCGGCAAGCCUGGAGGAAUUGGUUACUUAAUCGCUGCGCUGCGAUACACCACCAAGAGCGAAGAGGUACUCGAUGAGGCCGACAGAAUGUUUGGUGGUCGACCAUACGCCAUCCCCACCCUCGGUGGAUGGAUUAUUGUACUCAGCGCCGAGCAUAUAGAAACACUCCGAACUAGCAACGAUUCUAUUUUCAAUCAACCGAUUCAAGUAAACGAGAAUCUACGACUCGAUCAUACCAUGAACAACAUGCAACAAAAGAUACCAUUUCAAGCUACCGUGACCCGCAACGAAGUCACCAAAGGGAUCGCGACCUUCAUCCCCGAGAUAUUGGAGGAGUCCACGUUGGCAAUGGAGGAGAUCUUUAGACCACCUUCUGGUUCAGAAUAUGUCAGUCUCCCCUUAUUCCACACCAUGACACACAUGAUUGGCCGUAUCAGCAACCACGCCGUAAUGGGGACCGAAUUGUGCCGUAAUGAACACUUCGUGCACGCGGUUGUCAACUUCGCGGAAACCCUUAUGAUUUACUCUCAACUUCUCAACUGGACCCCUAAUGUCCCUGGGCUACGAUCGCUUGUGUACUUCAUCCUCUCGUCGAUUUGGGGCGGUUCAAAGCAACCAAAGGCUUUCAUAAAGCCGUAUCUCGUUAAGCGCUUGGAAGAACGAAAGGUAUCCAACGAUCACCCUUUCAAUAUCGCAGAAUUCAUCUUAGACAAUGCGCCUCUUGAGCUGGCUUCGGACGUCGACGACCUAGCGAUGCGAAUCCUGAACCUUAAUUUCGGGAGUAUACACACAUCCUCGAUCUUCCUUUCCCAAGCCUUAUUCGAAAUGGCACAAAUGUCGACUCAGGACAUUGAAAACAUGAGGAAAGAAGUGAGGGAAGUGCUGGACCAAGAAGGCGGUUGGAACAAGUCAGCACUGAAUAGGUUCUGGAAGAUCGAUAGCAUCUUGAGAGAAGUUGGGCGUAUGCAUGGAUUAUCUUUCUUUGGGAUGAAUCGUCUCACUAUCGCCAGCGGCAAGCUGCCUGACGGGGUCGUCAUUCCUGCUGGUUAUCAGGUUACGGUGAACCUCAAGAACAUCCAUCGAGACCCUCAAGUCUACUCAAAUCCACACGUUUUCGAUCCUUUCAGGUUCUCUAAGCUCAGGGAAACUGAAGAUUCGAACGUGAAGUACGGGUUCACCACUGUCGAUAAUUUUUUCCUAGCAUUCGGAGCUGGCCGACAUGCAUGUCCCGGAAGGUUCUUUGCCUCGAUGGAGCUCAAAAUUAUAAUUGCCAUCAUCCUUUUGAACUAUGAGUUCAAGCUUCCUGACGGCGAGGUGACCAGGCCUAAGAAUAUUGUAUUUGCUGGUGGUGUUAUCCCUCCUACCAAGGAGCAUCUGCUAUUUAAACCGCGAUCAUGA